Anastrepha obliqua is the source of this 1684-nucleotide messenger RNA. RefSeq lists its product as uncharacterized. Bases 56 to 1684 code for a protein of 542 amino acids. The transcript is spliced from 6 exons. NCBI's taxonomy places the organism in Eukaryota, Metazoa, Arthropoda, Insecta, Diptera, Tephritidae. The record is from RefSeq and is a predicted model, not a curated record.
GUUAGUUCAAAAAUAAAACGUCAUCCCUUUUUUAGAUUUAUAUAAUUUUCCGAAAAUGUGUGAAGCUGUGCUGGAAAGGGCCCGUCUACAGAAAGCGGAAACUAGGAGGAAAUAUCAAUUAUUUAAAAUAGAAAAUAUGACCGUUACAUCACCACCAGCACUGAAAAUCUACUAUUGGGAAUAUUUCGGAAUUGAUAAAUUCAACAAGGAAAUUUAUAAAGAUACAUCUAAUUUUCAACAUGACAUCACAAUGCCAAUGCGUCAAAUCCAUAGUCGUCCAUUGAAAAUUAUUCUCUGGCUGCGUAAUGUAUCCGACAAAAGUCUCGCCAUACGUUUGAAACGCAUACAACAAUGCGAAUGCGUACCAUUGGAAACGCGCGUCGGCUUCAAUCAGUUCCGGCAAUUGUUCCACUGUCCGCAUAGACGUCUGGUACAUAUUUUACAGGAAUCCAUCCACAUGAAGCCCGGAGACUUAGUAGCGAUGAGAGUCGUUUUCUAUUAUUUCCUUUUUGGCGAGCAUACGCUUACAUAUGAAUUCAAUUGCUCCGAUUCGCGAGUUUUUUCAGUUAAUUUCAAACUCAACGUUAUCACUUUCGAUCCGAUCGCCUGUAUUAUGACAAAGGAGCUUAUCCCGAGCAAUUUAAGGGAGCAUCGUCGCUUCGUUCAACCGAUUUGGGUGCGCAACAUAACACCACAACAUUUGAAUUUCGUAUUUGCAACCCGUGAGCGUGGGUUAAGAUUAAUGAACCCGAAUUUAACCGUACCCCGCCUAAGUGUAUGGCCUUUGAUGCUGGAAUAUAGGCCAAGCGAUAUGGAAAAUGAGUUGGAAUUCCAUUUGAAUUUUGAAAAUAUCCGCACGAAAUUCCAUGUCAAAGCGAUGGGUUACCUCGACACGGUUGCCGCAGACCCAGAUGUGCCCAUUGAAGAUUAUGAAUGUGCGGACUUUCCUUAUGUAAUUUACCCCAAUAAGCUUGAUUUCGAUAUGGAACGUACAGAGCGCCGAAGUUUGAUGGUCUCAAUACACAACUACAACCAAAAAUGUGUUGAGUUUCGUUGGCAAAACUACGUUAUCAGCGAUUUAUUUGAGGUAAAUUUUGAGCCGAAUAUAUUUCGUCUCAAACCACAUCAUUCGAAACUAUGUGUGGUUGAUUUGCAAGUUUUUGAGCGUCCGCUCGUUUUUAAACGCAUUCCUCUGGCACUUGAAGUGCAUCGCGUGCUCGAUAAAUCAACGAAAAUUGCAAAGGAACUACUAGAAGAAGUCGAAUCCAUCGAUAAUCCUAAAUGGAAAGAGCCCAGCUAUAUAGGGCAUAUUUUUUUGCAUCUAAAUGUGAAAGUAAAUUUUAAGCCUGUGGAAACGAUAAAUAUUCCUUGGGAACCCUCACCGUCGAAACGUGAGCAUCUAUCCGUAAAAGUAUCGAAUACAACAGUUUUCGAAAAACUAUAUUGGGAUUACUUGUCUCAAUCGAAUUUUAUGCGGCCACCAACAACCGAGGAGCUUAACGAUGAACUCUGCUAUGACGAGGUCAUACGCUCGCAUUCGAAUCUAUCACCGUUUAUAAAAACUAUAGAAAUCGACCGCAAUAUCAUAUUGCGAAUCAUCAGUCAGCUUAUUGCCGAAUCUCUACGUGAUUUGGCAAAGAAUUGGCAUUUCAUACCUGACGAAUUUUGUGAAGAGCCUCGAUAA